ACUGAAUCCAAGAUGGACCAACAUCAUUCGUAUUCAAGAUGGAUUAAUCGAACAUGGAUGCGAGUAUUCUCAAUAUAGUCCUCGCUAUAUCGCGUGAGAGGUUCUCUCUGGAAAUACCUGUCACCAGUUUUCACACAAAAUAUAAGCAAAACGAACCAUCGUCAUUAACGCACGGCACGAAGAUACGUUACUAUCAUACAUUACAGGUUACUAAGCGCGUUUAUUGUCAGCCUUAUUAUUACGAGCGACAACGUGAGAUGCUUUCGACCGAGCGAGGUCGAAAGACGCGCGAUCGAUCGGAGCUCGGAGCCAGGCGUCGCGCGCGUUUUAAUUUCCAUCCUGGCACCUCCUGGACUCCUCCAAUUUCCGGUCCAUUGGUGUGAGAGGAAGCGCGGAAGCGCGGACGCGCGAGGAAGCGCGAGAGCCGCGUCCAACGUCCCGUACCGACGAGAUAAUAAUUCAUAACGCCGGCAAA
Messenger RNA from Odontomachus brunneus, 475 nucleotides. RefSeq lists its product as uncharacterized. The record is from RefSeq and is a predicted model, not a curated record. The transcript is spliced from 2 exons. The coding region runs from base 54 to 383 and encodes 109 amino acids. Lineage: Eukaryota; Metazoa; Arthropoda; Insecta; Hymenoptera; Formicidae.